This is a messenger RNA of Centrocercus urophasianus (Greater sage-grouse), 4899 nucleotides long. It is a transcript of the gene PAPPA2, whose product is annotated as pappalysin 2. The record is from RefSeq and is a predicted model, not a curated record. Gene Ontology annotation, molecular function: metallopeptidase activity. The transcript is spliced from 22 exons. Lineage: Eukaryota; Metazoa; Chordata; Aves; Galliformes; Phasianidae. Bases 1 to 4899 code for a protein of 1632 amino acids.
AUGCAGAGCUGCGGGGCUCCCUUGGUCGCGCUGCUGCUGACGGCGCUCAGCCUGACCCGCGGGGACCCCCCGCCCCCCGACCCCCCUCAGCCGUGCGGGCUGGAGGCUCCGAGCCGCCGGGCGGCCCCCCCGCACCAUCCUUACGGGCUGUACCCUGGCCGAGCGGCUCAGGGGGGGCUCGGAGCCGCAGCCCCGGACUCCGGGAGGCAGCGGGGUCGGAGGCCGAGGGCAGCCGGGGGAGGCGGCGAGGAGCCGCGGGGCGAGGCGGAAGGCAGGCUGCGGGGCCGGGCGGCGCGGGUGCCGAGCCCCCCCCGGGGCCGGCCGCUCCCCGCCCUGUACUUCGCCGGCGGCCGGGAGACGCUGGCGGCGCGGCCGGAGGCGCUGUCUCACAUCCCACGGGAGCGUUUCACCCUGGAGCUGUGGGUGAAGGCGGAGGGCGGACAGAGCAACCCAGCCGUCAUCGCAGGAGUCUUCGACAACUGCUCACACACGGCCAGCAAUAAGGGCUGGGCUUUGGGCAUCCGUGCCCUGCGCCUGGCUGGCAAGCAGGACGCCCGCUUCUUCUUCUCCCUGCGCACAGACCGAGCGGCCGCCGCCACCGAGGUGACAGGGUCCCACCGCUACCAACCGGACACUUGGACCCACCUGACCGCCAGCUAUGAUGGGCACUGGAUGGCCCUCUAUGUGGAUGGGGUGCGGGUGGGCCGCACUGAUGGGCAGGGAGGGCCCCUGCACAGCGCCUUCAUGGCCUCCUGCCGCACCCUGCUGCUGGGAGGGGACGCCUGGGGGGACGCUCAUGCUUUUCGGGGACACGUGGCCGGGCUGGCCUUGUGGCAGGAUGCGCUGCCCCAAGCGCAGCUCCAGCGAGCUUUCCUUGAAGAUGUGCCCAGCGGCUCUCCAGUGCUGGCCGCCGGCUUGGACACUUUGGAGCAACAGUGGGUGCCGUUCCGUGAAGCCUCGCUCCCCCGGCGCCGGGUCCUGCCCCCCGCCGUACCCCCCAUCCUCCAUCCGUUCGGUCCUCCAGCCUGCGGGCAGACGGCGUGCGACAACGUGGAGCUGGUCUCCCACUACAACCAGCAUUGGCCGCUGCGCGGUGCCAAGGUGGUGCGGUACCGCGUGGUCAGCCUGGCCGAGGACAGCGGCGGGCGGCCGACGGUGAGCCGUGAGCAGGUGUGGCGGCAGCAUCGGGCGCUGAGCGAGGCCUUCCGCCCCUACAACAUCUCGUGGCAGCUCAGCCUGCUGGAGGUGCGCAACUCGUCCUUGCGCCGCCGUGCCGUUCUGCUGGGCUGUGAGCCCAGUAAGGUGGGCAACGAGCGCUGCGACCCCGAGUGUGAGCACCCACUGACCGGCUAUGAUGGCGGGGACUGCCGCCGACCCGGGCGCUGCUUCUCCUGGAAGCGCCGCGACGGUGUUUGCCACAUGGAGUGCAACAACAUGUUGGAUGACUUUGAUGAUGGUGACUGCUGUGACCCACGGGCUACCGAUGUCACCAGGACCUGCUUUGACCCUGACUCGCCAUACAGGGCAUACAUUAGUGUGAAGGAGCUGAAGGAGGCACUGCAGCUGAACAGCACCCACUUCCUCAACGUUUAUUUUGCCAGCUCUGUGAGGGAAGAGCUGGCUGGCGCUGCCACUUGGCCAUGGGAUAAAGAGGCCCUAAGUCACUUGGGUGGCGUUGUCCUCAACCCUGCGUAUUACGGUGUGCCUGGCCACACGAACACCAUGAUCCACGAGGUGGGGCACGUCCUGGGGCUGUACCACGUCUUCAAGGGAGUGAGCGAGCGGGAAUCUUGUGAUGAUCCCUGCAGGGAGACAACUCCAUCUAUGGAGACAGGAGACCUCUGUGCUGACACCGCCCCGACCCCAAAGAGCAAGCUCUGCCGGGACCCAGACCCUACCAACGACACCUGUGGCCAGAUGUAUUUCACGGGAACACCCUUCAACAACUACAUGAGUUACACUGACGAUGACUGCACCAACACCUUCACCCCCAACCAAGUGGCCCGGAUGCAUUGCUACCUUGACCUGGUGUACCAGCGCUGGAGCCAGGGCAAGAAGCCCACGCCCAUCCCCAUCCCACCCAUGGUCACGGGGCAGACGCAGGAUUCCCUCAGCAUCUACUGGCUGCCCCCCAUCAGUGGUGUGAUCAACGAGAGGGAACUGGACCCGCUCUGCGAUGACUGUGCUGAGGACGGCACUUUUCGGCAAUAUGUGCACGAGGCCUCAUCCCCUCGGGUCUGUGAUUCCUCUGGCUACUGGACCCCAGAAGAAGCAGAAGGCCCCCCAGAUGUGGACCAGCCCUGUGAGCCCAGCCUGCAGGCCUGGAGCCCGGAACUCCACCUCUACCACAUGAACAUGACAGUGCCCUGUCCCCAGCCAGAUGGCUGCAUCCUGGAGCUACGCUUCCUGCACCCUGUCUACCCCGACUCCCUCACUCUCUGGACCACAUACCUCUCCACAGAUGCUCCCAAGGCACUGGCUGACAUUGAAAUCCUGAUGGAGCAGGGGGAGUCCAUCCAUUUAGGCCCGCUGGACACUUACUGUGACGUUCCCUUUACCGUAAAGCUCAACAUCCACAAAAAGGUGUCCGGGGUCAAAAUCUACACCUUUGACGAGAGGAUGGAGAUAGACACGGCCCUGCUGACCUCCCUCCCUCACAGUUCCCUCUGCUCCUCCUGUAAGCUCAUCCAGUACCGUGUCCUCCGGGAUCCCCCUUUUGCCAAUGGUUCCCCUGCCACCUCUGUGCAGGUGCACCGUGAGUUUGUCGACACGGAAGUCACCCCUGGGCAAGUGUACCGCUAUCAGGUGCAGGCAGUAUCUGGAACAACCUUGGGAGAAGCAUCCCCACCACUCGUACAUGUCCAUGGAGCACCCUACUGUGGGGAUGGAAAGGUGACUGUGAGCCUGGAAGAAGAAUGCGAUGAUGGGGAUUUGCUGGAUGGAGAUGGCUGUUCCAGGAAAUGUAAAAAGGAAAAAGGCUUCAACUGUGUGGGGGAGCCAAGCCUGUGCUAUGUGCAUGAUGGAGACGGUGUGUGUGAGCCCUUCGAGAAAACCACCAGUGUCGUGGAUUGUGGUCCCUACACACCAGAUGGAUUCAUGGACCUGUGGGCAGCAAAAGCUUUUGCCUCUCAUCAGGAUGAGAAGUCCUGCCCUGUUUCCUUGGUCACCGGAGAGCCCAUUGCAAAGGCAUGUAAAUCCUACCUUCACGCUGUGCCAAAGGACCUUUCCCAGGCUGCUUGGUUCCCAUGCGCUCCCAGCCAAGAGAAUGCUCAGGAUCCAGAUGAGAAGAUGCCCUUGAGUGGAGAGAGAGUUUGGCUGAAGGUGUGCUUUGAGAGACCCGUGGUGCCAACCGCUGUCCUACUCUUCCUGGCCUCUGAUGGCACCAUCUCAAGCAACCAGCACAAACCUCGGGUGACCGUCCAGCUGGGUGAUGUGGAUGGGCUGAACCACUCUUUGGGGACACAUGAGCUGUCAUGCCAGCAAAACCCACUCAUCAUUAGCGUGACCCACGGGCAGGAGCCACCAUCCCUCUGGGCUGGAUCAAUGCUGCUUAACUUCUCCUCACCACUUGUGGGCAUUGCAGCUGUGGCCCUACGGACACUGGCUGUGCCCAGCCCCUCCGAGCCCCCCAUCUGCCUGCUGCAGCACAAGGAAGGACAUGGCCAGCAACACUACAGCUGUGCGCAUGGUGCUUGCACAGGGCUGGGAAGCUGCACGCAGCCACUUCUCGCUCACGUCGCCAGCCUGAACUGCUCCUCGGAUGGCCCGAGGCACAUGGAGUGCUCCGUCACCUGUGAGCAGGGCUUCGUGCCACGCUCUGGCAGCGGGAAGAUCUUGGGCUAUGCACAGCAGGAGGUGGUGCUGACAUGCAGUUCGGGGCGGUGGGACCGAUCUGUGACUUGUGAUCCUGUUGACUGUGGUGUCCCUGACCAGUCGCACGUCUACUAUGCGGAGUUCUCCUGCCCCAAGGGGACCACCUACCUGAAGAGAUGCUCCUUCUCCUGCAUCCACCCCGCCAAACUUCGAGGGAUGAACCAAUGGCUGACGUGCCUGGAGGAUGGGCUCUGGUCGCUCCCCGAGGCCUAUUGCAAGCUGGAGUGUGAUGCUCCACCUGCCGUGCCCAACGCCAGGCUCCUGGUCCCACGCUGCAUGCAGGGCAACCACGACGUGGGCUCCGUCUGCCGCUACAAGUGCAAGCCUGGGUACCACGUGGCGGAGAACACAGUGGGCAAACCUAAGAAGAAGUUCCUGAAGGUGCAGUGCCUGGAGAGUGGGCAGUGGGAGGAGGGACGCUGCAUCCCUGUGGUGUGCGAGCCACCCCCGCCAGUGUUUGAGGGCAUGUACAACUGCACCCAGGGCUUUGAGCUUGACAGCCAGUGUGUCCUGAGCUGUGAGCCGCCAGGAUCACAGGUCCCUAUUGUCUGCACCAAGGAGGGCACGUGGACAGAGGAGUUCAAGCUGUGCAAGAGCCUGCAGGGCACCUGCCCACCGCCCCCAGAGCUCAACCUCGUGGAGUACAAGUGUGAACAGGGGCACGGCAUAGGUGCUGUGUGUGUGCCUUCCUGCAUUAUCCCUCCCAGCGAUCCAGUCAUACUGCCUGAAAACGUUACUGCUGAGACUAUGGAUCACCGCCUGCAACCCACUAGAGUCCAGCACAUCGUAUGCACGGGCAGGCUGCAAUGGUACCCAGACCCCUCUGCCAUCCACUGCAUCCAGUCGUGUGAGCCCUUCCUAGCAGAUGGCUGGUGUGACACCAUCAACAACCGGGCAUACUGCCAGUAUGAUGGGGGUGACUGCUGCUCCUCCACGCUGUCCUCCAGGAAGGUGAUCCCAUUCGCUGCUGACUGUGACCAGGACGAGUGUACUUGCCGCGACCCGGCGGCUGAGGAGAACCAGUAG